Messenger RNA from Striga hermonthica, 1902 nucleotides. Lineage: Eukaryota; Viridiplantae; Streptophyta; Magnoliopsida; Lamiales; Orobanchaceae. The record is from the annotation of a GenBank genome assembly.
AUGCCGAGGGAGAAGACUGCGAUGAAGAAGGUGAAGAGGGUCGAGAUUUGGAACUCGUUUCGGUUAUUGGAGCUGAGGAGGUUGAGGAUGGCGUCGUCGUCGGUGGUGUUGAGGAGCAGGAAGGCGAGGGAAAUGGACCUUGUGGUUUGGGGUGGUGCUGCAGAUGAUGAGGGCAAUGAUGGUUGGCACGGUAUGAUAAGCAAAGAAGAAUUCGUCCGUGUUGUUGAGGCGGCCUUGGUUUCUUUAGGAUUCAGUGACACUAUGCUCGCGUUUUAUAAGGAGAUGCGUAACAAAUUGGGUUUUCUGAAGCCAUCUAACAAGUUUAGGGAACAUAUAAUUGAAGGGAAUUGGGCCGAGGCGUCUGAGUUGGUUGGGCAAAUGGACAUGUCGGAUGUCGAUAGAGCUAGGGUGCUGAUAAAAAUUCAGGAACAAAACUUCCGUGAAUUACUGAAAGUUGGAAGAAAAGUCGAUUGUAUGAGUGUAUUCUACCAGAUGACCAAGCUUGGUCUUGAUGAAGAGAAAACAGUGCAACUCUUGCAGCUGUUUUCGAAUCCUGAACACGAUAUGCCACCGGACAGAAAGAUUUUGCUGAAAGAGGUUGGGAAGCUGUUGCCACCGGGAAUAAUUUUGGAUAACAGGCUAAUAGAGCUUUUAGAACAAGCUCUCUCUCAUCAAAAGGAGUCAUGCAUCUAUCAUAAUACUCCAUUGAAGAAGAUGUCUCUUUUUAGGGAUCAUCUUUGUGCUGAUAAUAGGAUUCCGAGCAAACUUCAGCAGGUCCUAACUCGUCAUGUGCAUAGAACGAGAGCUGAUUAUGAUACCAUUAACGCUCUGCAAUUUUCAAGAAAUGGUGUGUUCUUAGCCUCUUGCGCCGGAAGGGAUGCAAUCAUAUGGGGGGUGCAGGGACUUCAUGUCAGCUUUCUCCGUCACUUGACUGGACAUGGGUGCUUUAUCAUCAACGAUAUAUGCUGGAAUACAAAGGACACAGAAGUGCUUACGUGCGCUGAAGAUGGAGCUAAAAGGUGGGAUGUUUUCACCGGAGAGUGUCUGUCCACUUUCAACAAGAGGGGAAUGAUCCGUUGUGUUUGGGUAGAUGAUGGUGUUUUUACUGCACAUUGGCUGGGGAUAACUAUGUGGAGUGUUUAUGGAGAGGAACUAAAUAGAUGGGAUAUGAAAGGGGAAUCAUGGAGUGUUCGAGGACAGGACCUAAGAGGAGAAGUAAAAAUAUGGGAAAUGAAAGGGGAUAAUUUGCUGAUACCAUUUAUUGGAUCAACUUUGAGGAAGGAGGUUGUAUACGCCCAGGAAGACUCCACAAUCACACUCUUAGGCUGGGAAACUGGGAAAGUACGAACCGUUAUGGAAAAUGGCAAAAAGGUAAUUUCAGUUGCAUUGUCAAUGGACAGCAAAUUUUUACUUGUAUCUCUGGACAACAAUACCGUAAAUCUCUGGAAUAUUGAUGGCCGUACAAAACAUAUGAAAAUGUUUCAUGAUGAUGAGAUGCAAGACAUUGAUUGUGGAGUUUGUUUCGGGGGAUGUAAUGAAGCGUUUGUAGCAUGUGCCAACAUUGAUUCGCGAGUGCGUAUUUGGCACAGAUCCUCAGGGGAGUUGGUAGCCACUCUCAGGUCCAUAGAUGGAGGUGAACCAGAGAGGCGGGUGGCUUGGAAUCCAGUCAUUCCAACCAUGUUGGUCUCGGGAGGAGAUGACCGAGUGAUCCGGCCGACCACCGUGACCCGUCGGAUUGGUGCCGAUGAGCCACGACCGCCGCGACGAGCCAAUCGAGCUCGACGAUGGACUGCCGACCCAGACUCCGUGACGCGACUGCCAAGCCCAGCCCCGGCGACCAACGCGAUCAACCCGGCACCACAACAGCACCACCGCGACGCCGAGAUCCCGGCCACCCCGUGA